AUGGCGGCGGGCCGCCGUUCGCCGCCCGGUCCCUGCUGCCCGUCGCGGGUGGCGGUGCCCAGCGUGCACCAGAGCCUGCCCGAGAUGGACUUCGAGCGGGGGAUCUGGUCGGCGGCGCGGGACGGGGACGAGCCGCGGGUGCUGCUGCUGCUGGAGCGCCGGGGGGAGCCCAGCCAGCCCGACCUGGCGGGGUACACGGCCCUGCACUACGCCAGCCGCAACGGGCACCUGGGGGUCUGCCGGCUGCUGCUGCAGCGGGGCGCCCGCUGCGACGCCCGCACGCCCGGCGGUGCCACCCCGCUGCACCGCGCCAGCUACUGCGGCCAACUCGCCGUCGCCCGGCUUCUGCUGGCCCACGGCGCCGACCCGGCCGCCGCUGACGAGGACGGCCGCACCAGCCUGCACAAGGCGGCUGAACAAGGCCACCGGGAGCUCUGCGCUCUGCUCCUGCGGCACUGCCCGGCCCUGGCCGGCAUCCACGAUGCCAAGGGCCGGCGGCCGCGCGAUGUGGCUCACCCGGCGGUGCAGGACCUGCUGGAUACCUGAGGCGGACACGGCGAGGCCAGGAGAGCCAGAGCCACCGCGCCGCAGGACACCCCAUGCCACCGGACCCCGGCUCCAAUGGAUAAACAAAGCCCCUGGCACCGAACGCCGUCUCUGCCUCUCUGUCCUGGUGUGGGCCGGUGGUCACCCCUGAGCGGGGACCCGGCAGCAACAGGGGGGUCGCAGCGCCAU
Molecule: messenger RNA, 735 nt
Organism: Gavia stellata (red-throated loon)
Lineage: Eukaryota; Metazoa; Chordata; Aves; Gaviiformes; Gaviidae
Gene: ANKRD39
Product: ankyrin repeat domain 39
Exons: 4
Coding region: 1-546 (181 amino acids)
Molecular function (GO): protein binding
Source: RefSeq, a predicted model, not a curated record